AUGGCCACACAUCCCUUGAUGUUGCAACAAGCCCCAAACCUCCCUCUCGAUGGGCGCGACAGCUUCCUUGCCUGCUCUAUGCCUCCAAACGCAGCGAUUCCCCCUGAACCAAAGUCGGAGUCGCAAGACUCCAGCCUGAGCGGCAAUAUCAACAUCGAGCGAAGUGUGACCGUGGAGGGAAUCAUCACGGAGCCACGAAACAGCCAGAAUGAUGCUGCAAAUGUAAGCGACAGCGGACAAAACUACCAAGUGAUAAUCUCUGCUGCCUCACAAUUUGCAAGAAACAUGUUCUCUGCUCCUACGCUGCGGAAUUCGAACGAUAGCAUUGCAUUCGCGCAGACACGACCGCGAAAUCGACAAUGGAUUGUCACUGCGCUGCUGCUUAUCCUUGUGAAUCUUGCAUGCACCGUUGUCGACACGAUGAUGCCGGUCCAGAUUCCGUCGAUCGUCUUCGAUUUCGAUGUUCAAGGCUUCCACUGGCUUCUUGCCGCUCCAGCGAUCGGUGCAGCAGCUUCAGUUUUGACAGCCGGCCAACUCUACGCCGUUUUCGCCUUCAAUCAAAUCUACCUCCUCUCCAUGGUAUUGUUCCUCACCGGCACCAUCUCGCCUGGAUUCGCGCCAAAUAUGGCUUUCCUGUUCUGCACGCGCAUCAUAACGGGUAUUGGAAUGGCAGGACAGCAAUUCGGCACACUCACAUAUCUUGAGAACAACGGCACCUUCACAGACAAGGUGCGACGGGAUUUCUUCGUCGGCGUCAGCACUACACUGGGUCUCAUUCUUGGUCCCAUCUACGGAGCCUCGUUUGCACACCGACACAGGGCUUGGAUCUGGGGAUAUUACGCUGUUUUUGGAGUGCUCACUAUCAUGGUGGCAAUCCUCGUUUAUUUCCUCCCGAACAAACCAGACAUAGUCGCUACCGCGCCCUGGACCUAUAAAGAGACAAUGGCAUGGAGCACUCGGCUGGUUCGCGUCGACAUUAUCGGCUGUUUUCUCAGCUUUAUUGGAAUCCUCACCCUAUUCAUAUCUCUCAAUAUUGCUGGAGUAUUGAUGUCUUGGUCCAAUCCAUAUCUGUACAUCCCAAUCGGUCUAGGAGGGCUCAUCCUUGUUCUGUUCCUGGCACAGCAGUUCGCCAUGGUCUUGAAUUCACCAUCUACUCGACUCUUCCCUGGACAAUGUCUACGACACUUCAAAACCGCGACAUUAUUCCUUCUGACCUUUCUCACCAGCGGAAUAUUCUAUACAACCCUGCCCUACGCGACUCUAUACCAGCUACUUACCCGUCCAAACCCAUCACCUAUCCUGACGGCACUCUACCUCCUCUUCAGCUUUACUGGACCACAUCUGAUUCCCACUGUGAUUGUGCCAGUGUACAUUGGCAGCGGUCUGAUCACAUCCUACCCGGUCUUUCUCAACUACAGCAUCUGGAGCAUGAUCACGUCAGUCUUCAUCCUGACAGGCAUGACCCUUCUCUUCAUAAACACGCCGUCCUUCUUCCCAGAUUCCGGAGGCUUACCGACCGUCGCAAAACAAUUUGCUCUAGUGUGUAUCGGCUUCUGGUCCGCAGUGACCAUGUCCCUGAGCCAUGAGAUCAUGGAUAUCCUCCAACCUCCAUCUGGCUCGAAUCCGCGCCAAAAGCAUCCCCAUCACAACCGCUCAUACAUUCUCUUUGCGAAAUACUUGGGCGUCGCCGUGGCCUUGACUGCUGCAGGCUCGAUCUUCAUCCACCUAGGUCCACCCGCGACCCUGGCCGCAAUAAAAGAGAUGCAAGCACAAGGCCAGGCUCCGGACAUUUCCCCUACGAAAGAAAACGCACUUAUCCUCCUUCUGGGCUACAGUUUCAUCCGCCAAGAGACGUCUCCGGCAUUACUCACAGCGAUCGUCACUGCAAUUGAAAACACAUUUGCAUGGAGUUUUAUCAUCCUCCUUUCCUUCGCAGCUCUCCUUUGCGUCGCGAGUGCAGGGCUCCUGUUCCACAAGGCAUGGAAAAAGGAGUCGGACUUCAACAUGCGUGAUAUCGGCGGAGUGCCCCAAGAGUGGCUUCCAAGAGGUGGUCGUUCUGGCAAUACACACACUACUCUAGAGGAAGAAAGAGGACAGACUAUGGAGCUAGAGGAGCGUGAGGAUCAGAUGGGCCGGACUACAGACCACUCGGUAGAUGUAAGAGAGAGAUAG
Rhinocladiella mackenziei CBS 650.93 is the source of this 2172-nucleotide messenger RNA. RefSeq lists its product as uncharacterized. The transcript has a single exon. NCBI's taxonomy places the organism in Eukaryota, Fungi, Ascomycota, Eurotiomycetes, Chaetothyriales, Herpotrichiellaceae. The coding region runs from base 1 to 2172 and encodes 723 amino acids. The record is from RefSeq and is a predicted model, not a curated record. Gene Ontology annotation, biological process: transmembrane transport. Gene Ontology annotation, molecular function: transmembrane transporter activity.